GUGAUUUGUUGGUUAUGUUUUUGUAUGCAAUUAUUUUAUUUUCUUACUCAAAAAAAUCUCAAACAAUAAUAAUAUGGACGAGUCAGAUGCAUAAAGUUUAAAUAGUUUUCUUUAACUUGUGUACAUUUAAUAGUAAAGUUUUCACUAAAAGUAUGUUUUUUGUUCAUUAAUUAAACGUAACUUUAUUUUAUAUUGAAUUUAUAGUUUUGUAGAAAAUAAAUAUGAUUGAAGUAAGUGAUGAAUCUUUAGAAAGCUCUGACGAAGACAUUUAUACAAAUGCAGUCGCUAGAUUUAAAGCUGCAAAAAAAAAGGAACGAUUCAAAUCCAGGAAAAUUGAAAAUGAUCUACAAAAUACUGAUGACGUUCCUCCAAUAGAAAUUGCUCCUGAUGAAGGAACUACAAAUACUAAAGAAACUGAACAACCAAAUUUAUUAAUCUUCGAUAAAAUAGAAGUAGAUGAUGAUUCUAACUCAGAUUCGAAUUCGCUGAUUAGUGAAACGAAUGACAGUGAUUUAGAGAUAACAGGCGUAACUAGAGAUGUAUCAAUGACUCAGACUGAUUGUAUUGUUGUUAAUAACGAUGAAAAUGAAAUAUCAAUUGGAGCUGAUCUCUCAAGAACUGAUUCUAUAGAUAAUGAAAACUAUAAAACUGAAGUAAAAGUUUUGUGGAGAUCACACAAACUUGUUCAUUUAGAAAUGGAUAUGCACGAACCUUUUCAAAAUGCAUUUCAGCAUUUUGAAAAAUUAGAGAAUGUGCCUAUCGAGCGAAUAUUACUAUUACGAAAAGAUAAACCAAUACGGCCAGAAGAUACGCCUGCUUCUCUUGGAAUAUCUGUAUUAGAUAUAAUUGAUGGUGGUGUUAUUGACGUGGAGUUUGCUAACGAGCAAGGCAAAGGAAAUAACGAGGAAAAUGAAGAUACGUGUAAAAUAAAAAUACAAAUGUCACAAAAGGAAUCCAUAAUGGUUAAUUUACAAAAAAAUCAACCAUUUAAAUGCAUCAUUCAUCAAUGUGCAACACAAUUAAAUGUUCCUGCUUCAAAAAUUAAAUUUUAUUUUGAUGGUGAUUUAAUUGAUUUAAGUGAUACGCCAGAGUCUUUAGAUUUUGAAAAUGAAGCAUGUAUUGAUUUGAAACUAUCAGCUUAGGUAUUCUUUCAAAAUUAUAAUUCAUAAAAAUUAAUAUGUACAUUUUUUCGUUAAUAUCUUAAUUCAUUUUAUUUUUAAAAUUGUCUUAUCUUAUAUAUAAAUGUUUCUUUUUUGCAAAAAUAAUAAAUUAUUUAUUUUUUCAUUUUUAAUUAAAA
Molecule: messenger RNA, 1297 nt
Organism: Leptopilina boulardi
Lineage: Eukaryota; Metazoa; Arthropoda; Insecta; Hymenoptera; Figitidae
Gene: Rad60
Exons: 6
Coding region: 222-1142 (306 amino acids)
Biological process (GO): cytokine production; positive regulation of transcription by RNA polymerase II
Molecular function (GO): protein binding
Source: RefSeq, a predicted model, not a curated record